AUGUUACCGCUCCUUUCAUCUUUAACUUCAGAGACUUGUACCCAAAGAAAAACAAGAUAUCCACCAGUUAGCUUCCUCAGACAAAACAACAUGCUUUCCAUUCGAAGCUUCGUGAUUUUCUUCCUGAGUUUUAUUGCUUUUAGGAUGAAUCUAUGCUUCACAGGCAUCCCUUCUUCAUUGAAGAUGCUUUCCAUUGACGGGCAUUUUGAAUUUGAUCAAGUGCAAUUUGCCGCAAGAGAUUUUGGUAAUAGAUAUCAAUUCUUCCCUGCGGCAAUCCUACAUCCAUCAUCAGUUUCUGAUAUCGCCAUGACUAUAAAGCAUAUUUGGAAGAUGGGACCUCGUUCACAGCUCACAGUUGCAGCUAGAGGCCAUGGCCACUCACUUCAUGGCCAAGCACAGGCCCACCAAGGAGUUGUGAUUAACAUGAAAUCACUUCAGGGCCCUCAAAUGCAGGUUCAUACCAGAAACUUCACUUACAUCGAUGUUUCAGGAGGAGAAUUGUGGAUAAAUAUCCUGCACGAGAGCUUGAAAUAUGGAUUAACACCAAAAUCAUGGACAGACUACCUACAUCUAACAGUUGGAGGUACUUUAUCCAAUGCAGGGAUCAGCGGACAGGCAUUUCGGCAUGGCCCUCAGAUCAGCAACGUUCAUCAGUUGGAGAUUGUAACAGGAAAAGGAGAUGUGGUGAACUGUUCAAAAGAACAGAACAGUGACCUCUUUUACAGUGUUCUUGGAGGAUUAGGCCAGUUUGGCAUUAUCACACGAGCGAAAAUUCUGCUUGAACCAGCACCAACAAUGGUAAAAUGGAUAAGAGUGUUGUACUUAGACUUCACUACUUUUUCCAGAGAGCAGGAGCUCUUGAUAUCUGCACAAAAUACAUUCGACUACAUUGAAGGAUUUGUUAUUAUAAACAGAACUGGUCUUUUGAAUAAUUGGAGAUCAUCAUUCAAUCCACAAGAUCCAGUUCAAGCUAGCCAGUUCAAGUCUGAUGGAAAAAUUCUUUACUGCCUAGAAUUGGCAAAAUACUUUCACCACACCGAAGGUAACAUUAUCGAUCAGGAAGUCAUGCGCUUGUUGUCUCAGUUAAGUUAUAUCCCAUCAACACUUUUCAUAUCAGAAGUUACAUAUGUCGAGUUCCUCGAUAGAGUUCAAGUAUCAGCCGUCAAAUUACAGUCAAAAGGCUUGUGGGAAGUCCCACACCCAUGGCUGAAUCUCCUUAUUCCAAAAAGCAAAAUAAAAAAAUUUGCAGAAGGGGUUUUCGGCAAUAUCCUGAAGGAAACAAGCAACGGCCCUGUCCUAAUCUAUCCGGUUAACAAAUCAAAGUGGGACAAUAGAACUUCUGUAAUUAUUCCAGAGGAGGAAAUUUUCUACCUGGUCGCAUUUCUAACCUCUGCAGUUCCCUCUUCUCGAGGAAAUGACAGCUUAGAAUACAUCUUAACUCAAAACAUGAGAAUUCUGGAAUUCUGUAAAACAGCCAAUCUAGGAGUUAAACAAUAUUUGCCACAUUACACCACAAGGAAAGAAUGGCAGGCCCAUUUUGGCCCAAUGUGGGAAACAUAUGUACAGAGAAAAGCAGCUUAUGACCCUUUGGCAAUACUUGCUCCAGGUCAAAGAAUAUUCCAAAAGGCAAAAUCCUUGUCAUGAUGGCGCCCACAUUUGAACUUAACAGCACAAGCCACCAUAAAAUGCAGGAGCCGUCUGCUGGCUGUAGAUUUACUAGUAUAUUCUAAUUCUGCGCCUUCUUUCCCUAGUGUAUAGGUUAACAAGGUAACUGCAGGAUAAUUCAAAUUUUAUUAAAGGUGUCAAAUAAAAUAUGGAUUUAUUAACUAAAUUUGGAAAGUGACGAGGAACAGAGGAAUAAUGAUAGAUGUACUCAUGUAUAUAUCAAUUUUGUAGUAUACAGCAUUUCUAUGAUAAAUCCAUUAAGACACCAUCAAUUAUCAUUUUUUUAUAAGUUAUGGAUAAAAGUUA
Cucumis melo (muskmelon) is the source of this 1971-nucleotide messenger RNA. Its product is annotated as cytokinin dehydrogenase 6. Gene Ontology annotation, biological process: cytokinin metabolic process. The record is from RefSeq and is a predicted model, not a curated record. The coding region runs from base 1 to 1644 and encodes 547 amino acids. Gene Ontology annotation, molecular function: cytokinin dehydrogenase activity; FAD binding. The transcript has 5 exons. Lineage: Eukaryota; Viridiplantae; Streptophyta; Magnoliopsida; Cucurbitales; Cucurbitaceae.